This is a messenger RNA of Ceratosolen solmsi marchali, 1291 nucleotides long. RefSeq lists its product as uncharacterized. The transcript is spliced from 4 exons. Lineage: Eukaryota; Metazoa; Arthropoda; Insecta; Hymenoptera; Agaonidae. The record is from RefSeq and is a predicted model, not a curated record. Bases 137 to 1096 code for a protein of 319 amino acids.
GCUUCUAUCUACCAGUUAAAAUCAGUAUGAGUGAUAGUUGGAUUAGUUACCACUAAUCAGUUCUUAUGUUUACGGUGUUCUAGUUCAAUAUUAUAAAUGCUAAAAUUUUUUAUUGUUAUUUAAAGUCUUAGAAGUCAUGCAAACUAUUUUCUAUUUUAAAAUAGAAUUCAUCUCUACUACUAGAAUAUGGAAAGUUCUUUAUUUUUGUUAUACAGUGAGUAUAAUUAAACAUUUUCUUAUUGACGAGGUUUCGGCACAUGGAAGACUAAUCGAACCACCAUCCAGGGCUUCAAUGUGGAGGUAUGGAUUCCAGACUCCACAGGACUAUAAUGAUCAUGAAUCAUACUGUGGUGGUUUUACAAGACAGUGGCAAUGGAACAGUGGGAAAUGUGGAAUUUGUGGCGAUGCAUGGGAUCUAAAGCCCCCGCGACCACAUGAAAUGGGAGGUAAAUACGGUAAUAAUAUAAUUGUUCGUCGAUACCGUAUCGGUGCUAUAAUACCAGUGAAAAUUCAACUGACCGCCAAUCAUCGUGGCUAUUUCGAAUUUCGUACAUGUCCGAUAGAAAGUAACGGCCAAGAUGUUACACAAGACUGCCUUAAUAAAUAUUUACUAACAGAUAAAAAUGGUACCGUUCGCUACUAUCCUGAAGAAGGCAACCGAAUUUUUAUAUCCUAUUAUAAACUUCCAGUUGAUUUGAAAUGCAAACAAUGCGUUUUUCAAUGGCGAUAUAUUGCUGGAAAUAAUUGGGGAAAUUGCGACAAUGGAUCAGGUGCCGUGGGAUGUGGUCCUCAAGAAGAAUUCCGAGCAUGUGCAGAUAUAGCAAUUGAUAAUGAUGAAUUCCAAAUAUCAACUUAUUCUGUCAAAAUACCAACAACAUCGUCCAAUUUAGAUUUACCAUUUUCCACCGAAUCUGACGAUUAUUGGCUGUUUAAUUUUGUUAUGGCCGGUACAUCCCUCUUGGUUGCCCUAACUCUCAUGGCAUUUCUUUACAUGUACUAUAAUACUGACCAAGUAAAAACGUGGCUCAGAACCAAAAGACUUAUAAAUAAACAACAGUUACCAUUGGCUACACCGCAGUACAAAAAUACACCUUAAGCAGUAAUCAAAUGCAAAUUAAUUUAAUAAAACAUUUUAAUCUAUUUUAAAAAAAAAGUGUGUGUGCAUAUCAUAUAAGAAAACACAUUUUAUUAUUCACAUAAAAUUAUACAUAACAUUAUAUAAUCAUGUACAUAGAUAUACACGCAUAUUGUUUAGAAAAUAUAAACAAAUAAUAUGUAUAGAUAUAUUUGA